Leptomonas pyrrhocoris is the source of this 1896-nucleotide messenger RNA. RefSeq lists its product as hypothetical. The coding region runs from base 910 to 1896 and encodes 328 amino acids. Lineage: Eukaryota; Euglenozoa; Kinetoplastea; Trypanosomatida; Trypanosomatidae. The transcript has a single exon. The record is from RefSeq and is a predicted model, not a curated record.
GCCCAACGCGUUACUUCUUGUUCUGCCAGCUAGCCUAUUUGGCUUGCGACUAUUGACCUUGUAAGCCUAUUUCCCUCGUUGCCUUUGAAGGAAGUGCGCUCUCGCACCCACCUGCAACUUCCGCCGCUGCCUCGCAAUAACUGUCCUCAGCAGGGUUAUCCGUGGUAACUACCGUUGUGUGCGUAUCGAAGCUCCUAGGUUUCUCGCGGUGCUAGGCAUUCUUCUGUACGUUAACAGCUGGGCAAAGCCUUUUUUUUUUGGUUCUCCACUCAACUGGCGAAUUCAUUUAGCACCCAUCGUUUUUUCUUUUCUCCUCUAAGCUCGUCGUUCAUUUCAUCACCAGAAUCGUCUCUUUUUUUCUGUUUGUUUGUUUCUUUCGAAGGCGUGUACGUGCGCUUGCAGGGACAUCUAAAUUUCUCUUGCUUCCUUGGGUGUGAUUAAGGUGCCCUCUUUCUUCUUCCUGUUGGUAAGUACUUGUGAUAUGUGCAUAGCUAUCUGUUCACAGCACUGCCUCUGUCUCUUUUCCCCUUACGGUUGGCGCUUUUCAUGUUAGUAGAGUUUUGCUUUACACACACACACAUUCUCUCUCUCUCUCUGCCAGAAGCUGUUUCUCUUUCCUUCUUUUCUUCUUCCUCUCCAGGUUGCAUCAUCUCCGUCCCUUCCUGAGUUCUAUAUCGGGUUUGGCUAUCCGCUGCUGUGCGUUCAUUCGAUCCUGUUGUUUGCUUUAUCUGCGUAGUGGCUUUUGUGUAUAUCGUUGCUGUCUUUCCUCUCAUCGCGCCCGACGUCUCUCUCCCGUUGGCUCUCUGUCUGUUCUACCGGUCGCGUACGGUCGCUUUCACGUUCGUUUCACUUUGAAAUUAUUUCUCCUCUUCUAUUACCCCUCCACCGUUGUCGCUGCCUGAUCUGUCGAUGCUUCCCAUAUCUCGCGGAAGGGCGCUUUACAAAGCGCUUUUCUGCAUUCUUGUCACCGUUCAUCUUUGCGGCGCAGCUGCCUCUUCGGCAGGCGGACCCGCGGCCCAUGACCGCCCACCCGCAACCACAGACAUUCGCAGCUCCGAGGCGGACGCGGUGGUGAACUCCCUCUUGUGGAUGCUGGACCAGCAAGAGCGGCAGAAACACGAGAGUGUACUCCGCCCGGGCGGGCUCACACCGCUGGCCGAUGUUGACAACGCCGAACCUCCGGUGAGGGGCGCGGCGGAGGUCACGGGUAGCGAGUCAGUGACGAAGUCCUCCGGCGCGGUGCCGAUGACGAUCACGACGACGACCACCACCUCCAGUCGCUUCCCAAGCCCCGCAUCGACGCCGGCCCCCAAAGUGGCGCAGUGGGUCGGCAUUUCCGUCGCCAUUGUCGCCCUCGCCGGGCUGAUAGCCGGUCUCGUGCUUUGUAAACUGAAGACAAAGGAGAAGUGCUGGUUUGCGCCGAAGCCGCGCGAGAUGGUUGUGAUCUCUCCCGGCGGGUCCACCGGCUUCGGCAGCAAAAGCCCCUCCGAGGACUCCUUCGGUUUGCACGAGGGCGAGCGGGCGUUUCACGAGGCCGCCCUGGAUGAGAACGCACCGCGCCGCUCGCUGGUCGACAUCAACGCGGCGAAUGGAAGUCGGAACGGUGACGAGGACGACUCGUCCGACGACGACGAUGAAGUGUACGUGGAGAACGGCGAGCGCAACGGCCACUUGGGUGGCGACGCAGCCCUCCGAACGGUGCCCCCAAAAGGUGCAACCGGGCAAAACCCAGCGAUGACGUUUUCGCCAACUGUUCCACCAGCCUUACCGCCGAUUGGACACUUCCAUCCACGGCAAUCCCAGUCCAAGCAGCAACCCUCUACCCCACAACGCCGGCUCUCCGGCAUGUCAAAGCAGCGUCUCCCACGAUCGUCAAGUGUGAGCUUCUCUAACUAA